AAAUUAUUUGCCACUUAUUUAUAUUGAUACAUUAUCUUGUAUAAUAACUUUUUAAGCAGAUCACACGGUUUCAAAAAUGAUAAAACUCAACGUAUGAUUCCAACUAUGCAUAUGUUUCGUUAGUAAUGUUUAUGCAUUUAUAGAAAAUUUGAAGAUACAAAAACACGCAGAACGUAUCGGAUAUAGAAAAGUACAUAAAAUGUCCAAAGUAUAGUACACUUUAUAAUAUACGAUGAACGAAAAAAAUUUCUAUUUAGAUUCUACUUCUUUAUUUAUAUGUGGCGGCACUCGACAGUACAAAUACCGCCACUCGACACUAAUUAGUAAUUGACGACAACAGCGUAGUGGUUAGUGGCUUAAGUUACGAACGUUCAGAACCCGGGAUCGAAUCCCGGCAACCGAAAUCCGAUUUUUCUUCCGCCUCAUAUAUUUAUAAAGAUAUGAAUUUGCAAAAACAUCAUUCACAGUUCACUGAUAACCUGUUAUAACGAUUAAUGAGAGUAGAAAUUAACUAACCAACUAAAAUAGAAAGAAAAUAAUCUGUCAUAUGUUCAUUAAAACAUAUAAAUAAGAAUACACAUAAAGUAAAAAUAAUAAUAAAACGCGUUAAGUUGAACAUUAACGUGGAAAAUUACUGUGCACCCAUGACAGGAAGCAAAUAUUCCAAUAUAAGAGUAGCAUCUGGUUUGAUAUUCUUCCUAGAGAUUACCUGGGCCAUCACGCUGUUCGUACAGAUCUGCGUCAGAAAUGACGAGUCUCUUUGCUCGUGCUACUGGUCGGCAGUGGUGGCGAUAACGAGGGGUUGGCGAAGAGCAUUGUUUUAUCUGCCACUAUCCUGUAUUUUGGCAUGGAAACCGCACAGUCUUCGGUUGUCCUAUGUCGCGGCCGGACUUUUGGCAGUGCUAUCCUUGCUGCAUAUUGCGUCCAGUGCUUUGGUGGGCCGUGGUUCCUGCCAGAUGAGUAAUGCCAUGGAUUCGGUUGGCGAGAGUCUUCUAAGUACUAGGCCCGAAAAUUAUGAUCGCUUCGAAGAAGUUCUGGUGACGGAAGUGUUGGACGAUGGCGUGUCGGGACCAGCUGGCCGAGUGGGAGAUAGCGACGGGGAAAUAUGACACGAACGUCAACCCUCGUGGGCGAGCGAAUCGGACGAGAACAGUGAACCGGAACAAAGGACAUGUCAGAUUGCAACGGUAUCUUAGUCGUUGAUGGCGGACAGAGGGAAUGCUGCUGAUUUUGGCGUUUCGCGAGCAACACCAAAAUUUUGGCUUUCUCCGCGUCGUACAAAGGCUGCCGAUGUCUUUACGAAAACAUAAUAUACAGGAAGAAGAGGGAGAGGUCUGCGUGUUUGGAAAGUUUGUAAAAAUAGGAAGAGUGGAACUUUUUGAACGAAGUUUACGGGCGAAAAGUGAUUGUUCGAGGGCGGAUAAACGGAAACAAGUUACAAGUAACGUUGAAAAAUUCGACCAAAGAUCCACGCAGUAAAACAGAAAUACGUGAAAUUGAAGGUUGCUAGAGGUUUAUUGUUUUCUUUUUGCGUAGCUCCGACUUCCUACGAGUCGAUAUAUACUGUUGAAGUAGAAUAGAGAAAGGGAACAUUCCUGCAAAAUCGGCCUUUGAUCGAUCAGAGUUCCUUUCGAUAAGUGUGAGCACUGCGUUAAGCGUUCGUUCGGAUGUUAAUUAAAAGAAAACUGUUAACAGUCUGUCGUACUCUGAGGUAUAAUAUAAUAUUUUUGUUUAUAUAUCACUAAUAGAUGUUUUUAAAUGAUUAAUUGUAAUCUGUUGUAGUUUGCGUGAAAAGCGAUGUAAAAAGAGGUUCGAUGUAUGUAGUUAUAGUUAUUGUAAAAUUAUGGAUAAGAAAUACAAUCAUAAAUUUGAGAGCCUUUACUUAAUAAAAUAAAUAUAUAUGGUUUUAUAAAGAUUGAAAGAACUUACAUAUGAUAGAGAAGAUUAUAGAAUUAAAACAUUCCUUUAACAAAACUAUACAUCUUUCACUUAUAUAUGAAUGUAAUUUUAUAUCUUUUAAAAUAAGAACAAAUUUUGUUAAAAUAAUUUUUAUUCGUGAAAUUUUAUAUUUCAAAGUAAACGAUGAUAAUAUAGAAUUUCUAAUGAAAAACGAUGUCAAUGAAAUCUUAUAAAUGUUGGUACUUUAUUAUGCGCAAAUUUUUAAUUUGUUACCGUUUAAAAUAUAGUAACGAAAAAUGCAAUCUCAAAUUCAUGAUGAAUAAUAAUAUUAGUGAUCAAUAGAGUAUGUGAUACAUUUCGUUAGUAAACGACACAUUUCGUUUUAUGCGUGUCAUACUAAUUUAUAAACAUGUAAUUGUAGAAAUAAUAAUAGCAUAUAGAGCCUAAAGUAGACGUUUGUAUUUAAAUAGCUUCGAAAAAACACUGUAAUUGUUUGUUACAAUUUACUAUUAAUGCAACAUGUUGUUACAUUUGUUAACAAUUGUAUGA
Molecule: messenger RNA, 2448 nt
Organism: Bombus pyrosoma
Lineage: Eukaryota; Metazoa; Arthropoda; Insecta; Hymenoptera; Apidae
Exons: 5
Coding region: 645-1109 (154 amino acids)
Source: RefSeq, a predicted model, not a curated record